AUGGCUUCAUCAAAUAAUGACCCCAAGCUCCUCUAUGCCGUCCAUGGCAUCAAAGCCUACCACAUCACCAAUGGCGUCGAAACCUCCCUGACCCCGAGCGGUCCUCAGACUCUCUCGCUUCUCAUGGUUCCCACCUCCUUGGGAUUCGCUGACCCUGCUGAAACCAAAUCUAGCGAGCACGACUUCUACUUGCAUCUCCAUCUGCCUCCCGAGCUGGAUCUGCCCUUGCCCGCCACCACUCAGAUCUACCACAAGCCCCCGACGAGCUAUCUCAUUCCUCGAUGGGAUCUUGGUCGCGAAGCCGGUGCCUUUACUCGAAUUGAAUUCCCAGAGGUUGGAAGCCGUCCAAACGUCCAAGAAGAUGUAGAUACCUUUGAGACAAUCCUCGCCCAGUGCACGUCAUUCUUGGAGCGCGCUCUUCCGCCAAAGCCAAACAGGUCCCAGACAGCACCUGUGUCUGGCGCUUCUGUAAAGGCAGGCGACGCAUUGCCUGCGUAUAACCCGAAUGACUUUACACAAGGCGAGGGCUACGUCCAGGGCAGCCAGAGCUCCAGUGGUAAAGGCGGCAGAAUUGUCUUGGUGGAUGAAGAAGACGGCAGUGUCGUUGGCGAGUUGAGUGAUGGAUUUCAGGUUAUAGAAGAUACAGCUAUCAAGCCGGGAUCUAAAGAUCCCGUUGAAAUCGCCCUACCGACCGACGGCUCCCAAGCCAUAAACAUCCAACCCGCGCCGGCGUACUACGAAGAAGAAGAUCGAAUGCACCCUGCCUACAAGAAAUCCACCAUUGUUAGCAUGGGAAUGAGGGCAUCCCGGCUCCUCGUCACCACCUCAGAUUAUGUCUCUCAUGCCCUGCAAGGCCAAGCAGACAACUUCACCAAGAAUACGCAGCCCGUGACCAAGCCAGUUUCUUUCACACCCACAACGCACUCGCACAUUCGAAAGAUUAACACUUUCUCAACGAAAGCCGCCGGGCUGUCUGCGAGCACUGUCGGCUCCAUUUCCAAGGUGGCACAGAACCUUGGCGCGAACCUUUCGCGACGCAAGGACGGGAGGGCCAGAGGGUACGACAAGGAGGGCAAUAUCAUUGAGACGUAUAAACCUGGUGUGCUCAAUAAGAGCUUGAUGGCGUUUAAUACCGUCGUCGAUGGCAUGGAACAUGCUGGCCGCAGUCUACUCACCAGCACAUCAUCUAGCGUGAGUCAGGUUGUCGAACAUAGAUGGGGCGCCGAGGCUGGUGAAGUCUCGCGCAACCUGGGCGGUGGCUUCAAAAACGUAGGAUUGGUGUAUAUUGACGUGACGGGUGUGUCUCGCCGAGCUAUUCUCAAGAGUGUGGCCAAGGGCAUGGUUGUUGGAAAUGUCAAAGGUGGUGGACAAGUUAUUGUCGGCGGAGAUGAAAAGUCCCAGGCAUCGUCUGUGAAAGGAGGCAAUGGGAACGGGAACGGGAACGGAAAGAACAAUCCAUACGGCGAUACAUCAAGCGUAUCCAGCGGUUAUGACGGGAAUGGGAAGAAACCUGCGUCGUAA
Molecule: messenger RNA, 1521 nt
Organism: Pochonia chlamydosporia 170
Lineage: Eukaryota; Fungi; Ascomycota; Sordariomycetes; Hypocreales; Clavicipitaceae
Product: SPG20 protein
Exons: 3
Coding region: 1-1521 (506 amino acids)
Biological process (GO): cell division
Cellular component (GO): plasma membrane
Source: RefSeq, a predicted model, not a curated record